AUGCCAAUUUAUAUUCAUGGAUAUAUACAAACUGUUAGAACUACCCAAGCACAACUUCAAAUAAGUUCAUCUAGCAAUUCAUUUAAUAUUUCAGAUGAAAUUUCAGAAGAAAUUCCACAUAAU
Molecule: messenger RNA, 123 nt
Organism: Dentiscutata erythropus
Lineage: Eukaryota; Fungi; Glomeromycota; Glomeromycetes; Diversisporales; Gigasporaceae
Source: the annotation of a GenBank genome assembly